AAAAGCGUGCACGCAUGCGAAGCAAAAGAGAAGGAGGACAGAGUGAAAAUGCACAGUAGUAGCAGGAUAAACCAAAAACAUGAGGAAACGAGAGGAAGAAUGAAGGAGGACCAGAGGACCACAUGCCUUCUUCAGCAGCAGCCGUCAGAUGAAGAACACACAGAGACUAGAGAGAGACUGAUUGAGAACGGCUUCAGCAGAGGCGCAUGCGAGACGGCAGACUCUGUCUUUCAGAGACGCAGCACAGAAGAUCAUGUGCUUACAAACACAGCAGACGCGCCUCUCGCCUCAGCGUCUCCUGAGAAACUCCCAGACCCUUCAGAUGAAGAUGUGGACGUUGUGGAAGUUUCCAGCAGUUUGUCCGAGUCAUUCUCUGUCCUGCCGCUCACCGAAGUGGAGCUCAGCACAGAUGAAGAGGACAGCGAUGAAGACCAGGAGAUCGACGUCAUCAGUGUAGGGUCUCUUUAAGCCGAUUUCAGUUCCUUUUUAACAGCGUUUAGCGUUCUGAAUACUCCUGUAUGGAAACAUUCCCUGUAUGUAUGUAAUUCAACACUCGGUUAGCAGUGUGACGGUUGCAGAAUCUCGACUUUUGUGGCUUCAGUUUAUUUAGACACAAUAAAUCUUUUCAGUUCUGGGUGUAGAAGUUGCCGUGCCGUCGUGUAAAUAACGAGAAUGCUGUAAAUGCACGCUGAGUUUUCUUAUCAUUUUCUGUAUUUGUAGCCAUGUUCAGAAUAAAAAGACAUGGAUCAGGUGUUUGUUGUUCUUAUGUUCACAUCUGCAUCGUGUGGAGUGGGAAAACGUGUGGAGUUGGAUUUGUUUCGAGCAAAGGACGUCAUUUUUGGCCGUUCUCUGAUCUAAA
Danio aesculapii is the source of this 859-nucleotide messenger RNA. RefSeq lists its product as uncharacterized. The transcript has 2 exons. Bases 49 to 468 code for a protein of 139 amino acids. The record is from RefSeq and is a predicted model, not a curated record. NCBI's taxonomy places the organism in Eukaryota, Metazoa, Chordata, Actinopteri, Cypriniformes, Danionidae.